Molecule: messenger RNA, 4851 nt
Organism: Aedes albopictus (Asian tiger mosquito)
Lineage: Eukaryota; Metazoa; Arthropoda; Insecta; Diptera; Culicidae
Exons: 5
Coding region: 1009-2937 (642 amino acids)
Source: RefSeq, a predicted model, not a curated record
CGACCGUCGUCGUCGGUGAGAGCGAACUUGAACCUGACUGCCUACCUGUCUCCUGCCCAUCAUCCACUGGCCCUGUGGAGGACCCCAGCGCGUUGACUCCCUGCAACUGCGCCGCGACUGGUUUGGACCCCAGACUCAGGGGGGCCAGUCAGCCGCAGCCGCAGCCAGCAACCUUCUCCGCGCUCUCGCGGUAUCACGCGCGCGGGCUUACACAUGUUCGGUUCAUCUCUCACUCUCUCCCCAACAUCAUCGUCGUCGUCGUCUUGGUCGAUCGUCUUGAUCGGUCGUGGCCGUGCGUUAGUUUGGGUUCCCCGGGUUCACAAUCCGCCCGAUGAAGUAUAACGCUGAAAGCAAACAGGUGAAUAAAACACUCUUGUCGAGACAACCGCACCGUUAAGACAGACAUUGGCCGUUGAUCCGCGCGACGAGGAAGACUACAACGACUACGACUACCGACGACGGCGAUAACAGGAUACGCGUCGAUCCGGAUUUUUUUUUCUGCUUUCGUCUGGCGCGAGUUCAGUGAUCUUCCGGAGUUCCGCGCGACUCGGGAUCCCGUUCUAGGAGUGGUGUUCUGCCCCGCACGUGCCCUAGUGGAUGUUCUAAGGGGAAUCGCUGGUGGGAGUGAAUCUAGGAGGGGAAGAGUUGAAAACUUGAACCGAAGAGAGUGCGAGAGCGAGCCGAGAACGGCAACUCUGAGUUCUGGAGUGUGAAAAGCGAAAGUGAUUGGAGAUUGGAUUGAUUGAAGGCGGACGAAGAACCGGUGGAAGAACGAACGAAUACUUGAUACACGGGGAAGCCAGCUGUUUGCGGCGGAAGCCUGGAUUGAAAGUGAAAGUGUUAAACUAAUUGGAUUAAGCCAGUGAAGUGGAUCCCGAGUUGUUCGAUAUUUGAACACAAGACUAACGGAUUUCCUGUGCGGAGUGCAUUCUUGACGAAGACGUUGCUGGAUAUUUUAGUUCGAGGGGACAUCUUUUUCAAACAGAUUCGGCAAUCCAAGAUUGAACGAUGCGGUUGACGCGGUUAUUCUACACAACGUUACUAAUUGGCAUAUUACAGAUAAGCCACCCUCCCAAGACUUUAGUUCACUGCGAGAGAUCGUCCCGGAUUAAGUGUAGGAAGGCGCUGGAGAUAACGGUGGCCGACGAUACGGUGGAGGUGGUCAAAGCGGUCAGCCCCGAUGAGGUGGAAACGCGCGAGAACGAUCCGGACCAGGUGGCGCUAGAAUCGAUCGACCAGGACCAUCAGGGAGCGUCCUCGUCGGUGCACUCCUUUCCCCAGCACAUCCCGCUGUCGAUAGGGCUGGGGCCAGGACCGCAGUCGCAUGGACCGGGGCCGGCCGGGCCGCACGGGCCGAUCCUUGGCCAUGGACCCAGUAGGGGUAUCCCCCACGGUCACGGUCAACUGUAUGGCCCUCCACCGCCGCCACCGCCUCCCCAUCAGCAGCAACUGCCAUCGGCCCACGCCUAUCACGGCCCUCCACCACCGUUGCCGCCGCCGAAGCUUCAACCGAACAUCGAUCUGGCUCCGGAGAAACUCUACGGCGCUCCCCUCGCCGGGAACGACCUGUGGUCUUCGCCGCUCCAGGACAUGCCCAAGAUCGUUUCGCUGGACGUGAAAUGUGAAAAGCAAGGCAUGAAGGUGUUCGUCCAAUUCGAUAAGCCCUUCUUCGGUAUCAUAUUCUCGAAGGGUCACUACAGCAACAUCAACUGCGUCCAUUUGCCGGCCGGGUUAGGCAAGAGUUCUGCUACUUUUGACAUUGGGAUUAAUGAGUGUGGAACAGCCGGAAAUACUGAUAAUGCUUUGUACAAUGGGUAUUCGGGAACGGAAUCGGGAGCGGGAUCUUACUUCGAGAACAUAAUUGUGCUGCAGUACGAUCCCCAGGUGCAGGAGGUUUGGGAUCAGGCCAGGAAGCUGCGAUGCACGUGGCACGAUCAGUACGAGAAGAGCGUAACGUUCCGGCCGUUCCCCGUGGAUAUGUUGGACGUGAUUCGAGCGGACUUUGCUGGAGACAAUGUGGGAUGCUGGAUGCAGAUUCAGGUCGGAAAGGGACCAUGGGCUUCGGAGGUGUCCGGAUUGGUGAAGAUCGGCCAAACGAUGACUAUGGUGCUGGCCAUCAAGGACGACGACAGUAAGUUUGAUAUGUUGGUGCGAAACUGCAUGGCUCACGAUGGUAAACGAGCUCCGAUUCAGUUGGUGGAUCAGCGUGGAUGUGUGACGAGGCCGAAGCUGAUGUCUCGGUUUACGAAGAUCAAGAACUUCGGGGCAAGCGCGUCGGUGUUGUCGUAUGCUCACUUCCAGGCAUUCAAGUUCCCUGAUUCGAUGGAGGUUCACUUCCAGUGUACGAUCCAGAUCUGUCGUUACCAGUGUCCUGAGCAGUGCACCGAUCCAGGAGUCUUGGACGUUCACCACUUGUCUGGAGGACCUGAACAUCAACAGUACGGACCACCACCACCGCCUCCACAAUCCCUUGAUGCACAUGUAUUUGCCAACCGCAAGCGAGAUGAUCGCCGUAUCCGUCGUACUCGUGCCGCUGGAGAACCGGAAGAGAAGGAAGAUGUCGGCAUGAAACGUAUCAUCCGAGUUGUGUCACCGGGAGAUCUGACCUUCCCAAUUGGCAGCCAAAACAGCACCAACGACUCCACCAUGAUUUUCCCAGCUCGGGAAGAGGGAUUGAUCUGUAUGACGACUCCUGGUUUCACGGUAACGAUUGUUGUCCUGUUGUCGAUAUUGCUGGCUUCGUGCGUAACGUCUGCCUUCCUGUGUAUUAGGCUGAAGCCGUUCUCGUUUGCCUCGCGAAAGGAACGAGCGGUUGCCUUCACCAAUCCACACCUAAGCCCAUCGAUGGCCUCGAUCGUGUCCAGCGGUCCCAGCUCAAUGGUCAGCGGUACGCUCAAAUCCACCAAAUCAGUCAAGUCGAGGAAUUUCCACUCGUAGAUAGUUGCUACGCUGAUCGAAGCGUAGAUACAGGCACACGAACACACAUACACAGUAAACACAAUAGUUGACACUAAUGAAGCUAACACACGUAUACAAACACAUAACUCUUAAUAUCUGUAAGUACAAGUUUCUCAGUGUUGAACGCACGCAACUCAUCCAUCUUUAAUUAGUCACAAAGCAAAAAUAGAACACAGUAGGCCAGAAAUAGAACAAACAAAACUGAACGAUUGUAGGUGCUUUGAGAUUGUUUCUUCUACCGCACUGUAGAGCUGAGCUGGUAGCUGUUUUGUAAACAAACCCAAGCUAGAGAAAACAAAACUAAAUCAUAACCUAAUACUCUAUUUAUUCUAGAUAGACAUAGUUUAGUCAAUGCUGCGCCCCGCGAAAGGAUCAAAAUCGGUACUGUCCACAUUGACGUAAAAUCGUUUUCGUUGAGUUUUUGUUUUAGUGCGACACGCCUCGUUGUUUCGUUAAAUGUUGAAAUUGUUAUCGUUUGGUAAAUCGAAAUCCGCAAAACACACGCUAUUAGGAAGAACAAAGUUCAUCAAAGCAGCAGGCGGGGAACAAUGAAUCAACACAAUCCAGUAGUAGGCUAGGAGUUAAGUUUGCUAAGCGAAUGUCUGACAGGCGGAAGGCUUUCUUUUGGGCAUCGUAAAAAAGGAAAGGGAUGAUCACGCGUGUUUGCAAACAUUCUACCGCGGUUGGCAGGCGACCAAAAGAAAGAGCCGACUGCCAGAAAUGGGUCGCCAUAUUUAUUUUUAAUUAUAUUUUAAAGAAAAUGCUGUCAAGCAGCAGAGCGCGCUCGGCACUUGAUUUGCUUCUUUUAUUUAUGUUUGCUAAAGUAUUUUUUAAAUGUAGGGUGUCUUCUUCAACGUAUUUCUUUCAUUCACUCAUUCAACCAAUUCCAAUGGUUCCACUUUGCGAACCCCUCGUUCUCCCCAUGGAAACCGAAACCGACGGGUUGCUUCGAUCGGGAGAAACUGAACUGAACUUUCCAGCUCGUAAAAUCUUCCACUAACUCAGGUUGCUGCUUGCACAUGAAAGCACGCAGCAAAAUAUUUAAUUAUUGGGACUAAAACAAACAAAAAUUUCAAGAAAAUCAAACAGCCGUACCUCCGUACAUACCGUCACAUCGUGGAACCAUUGAAAGCGAGAAAUGCAACCUGUAAACACGUACAUGCGAGUAUACUCUAAUCGACCUUCCUCAUCCCUUAUUUAUUUGUUCCACUUAAACGUACGCAUACACGUCUUAUUUAUUGAAUUAACUCUAAACCGAACUAAAGCUUAUAAUACUCUGUUGUUCACUAUUCUCUGUUAAGCUAACAGCCAUGGAACGAGGUCACAUUUUAAAAAUGUGAUCUCUCCAUUUGGGAGUAGAUACUAUCGCCUCAACGAACUAACCUCGAUUCCCACAUCCACAACGAAAAUGCCUUCCUCUAUGUUUGAUCCUACCCUGCUCCCGAACCCACUUGAAUUUUAAGCUAACAUGAUAUUUAUUAGAUAGCAAUUAAGGUCUCCAUUAAUCCGACUCUAUCAUACGAACAAGAUGCGAAUUCUUAAAGAACUAUGAACUAUUCAUUUAGUGACACUGUUUUCUGCUAUUCCUUCUAACACUAUUAAUAAAGAAAAUAUAUAAGCGAUUAUAUAUUUGUGCGAGUAAAAUGUAUCAUAUUUAUACUCUACAGUACACGUGCUAGCCUUACUAGGAGCUAAGUAAUUUAUUCUCUAGAUGAUAGGAAACCCCCACUCCUUCCACACCGAUCCGGUCCCGCUUCCUUCGCUCCUUGAUUAGUUCAAACCCGAUUGUCCCUAACACCGAUGUACCCAACUACUUAAACUGUCUAGUAAAUAUGUAUUGAAGAAUAUCCGUGAAACGAUUGUGCUGAAUUUAUACGAGCAAUAAAGAUUAUU